AGAGCAUUAAAAACUACAACUCCCACAAAGAAUACCAUAAGCGCUUGCGCUUUACGAGAAAUCCGAAGUGAAACUACAGAUAAGCUCUCUCUGAUUGGAUGCGUUUUCUGAACUACAACUUCCAGUACAACUAAGCGCUAAGGUAUCUAAAGCCAUUUAAAUCUACGUGCAAAAUGGCUGCGCAGAUUGGUUUGGUUCGAAUAAAAGUAGAGGAAAAGGUGAGGGACAGUUUGGAUAAAUCGACCAAAGAGAAGAAAAAAAAGAAGAAAAGGGAAUGCUCACCUCCUCCUGACAAGCGAGAGAAAUGCGAGAAAGAGGCUAAAAAAGUUAAGCUUCAUCACCAUCACCACCAAGAACACGUUCAACAACGGACACCCCAGCCGCAUCAACAACAACAGCAGCAGCAGAAUUCACAACCGCGCACCUUCACUUCGGAAAAUGCCCCCGUGCAGCAUCCCCAUAACCACCAUCACCACCACCACCAUCACCACCACAACCACCACCACGCCAAGAAGGACUCCCUGCUCGUCGGCCCCCAUCGGAAGGUGGCCCCGCCGCAUCUCGGGCAGAAGCCUCUGCCUCCGAUCCUACCCACGGUACAGCAGGGGCUCUUCACCUUCGCUCCGCUCAAAGUGGCCAAGGCCAAAACCCAUAAUAGCAAGGACAAGCCGGCGGAGAAAGACCACAAGCUAAAGCCGAAGAAGGAGAACUCGGAGGCGAACGUCAAAGCGGUGCUGAGCAAUAAAAAGAAAGAACCCGGGGAUGAGAAUGGUAAAAGUCCGCUGGUGGAUGAGUACCUGCUGAAGAAGAAGAAAAAGAAGAGGAGGCACCGCGAGGAUGAGCGAGGCAAGCGGCUUAAGAUGUACCACAAGGAGGUACAGACAGUGUGCGCCGGACUGACGGGGGACGGCCCCGGGACUCCGCCCCCAGGUGACCCCACGCUCACCUACCUGAAGGACGAGCAGCUCUGCCAGCCUGGCCCGGGCACUGAGGAGUACCGCACACCCCAUGGGGUGCGCGCGCCUUUCCUGUCCCACCAGGACCACUUCAUCCGCAGCUGCUGCUUGCAGACGGGCUCCCGCUACGGGAGGCUCCUCCACGAGGAGCGCCAGGCCAAUGGCGGCGCUGCCGUCCUGCACGCCUACGCCGACGAGAUCUCCUUCCUGACGCCCAGCGAGAAGGAAUGCUUCGCCCAGGAGUUCCUGCAGCUGGCCUUCACAGAAAGCCCCCAUAGCGCUGCCCGCUAUGCCCUGUCAGUGGUGCACGGUGCCGCCGCCUACCUGCCCGAUUUCCUCGACUACUUUGCCUUCAACUUCCCCAGCACGCCCGUCAAGAUGGAGAUCUUGGGCAAGAAAGAUAUCGAGACCACCACCAUCGCCAACUUCCACUCUCAGGUGAAUCGGACCUACUGCUCCGGAACGUACCGGGCUGGUCCGAUGAGACAGAUCAGCCUGGUGGGGGCCGUGGAUGAAGAGGUGGGGGAUUAUUUCCCAGAGUUUCUCGACAUGUUGGAGGAGUCUCCCUUUCUCAAGAUGACCCUGCCGUGGGGCAGCCUGUCCAGCCUGAAGCUGGAGUGCCGCUCCCAGAGUGACGACGGGCCCAUCAUGUGGGUGCGGCCGGGUGAGCAGAUGGUGCCCACGGCCGACGUGCCCAAGUCGCCCUUUAAGAGACGCAGGUCCAUGAAUGAGAUCAAGAACCUGCAUUAUCUGCCACGCACCAGCGAGCCGCGAGAGGUUCUUUUCGAGGACCGGACCCGUGCCCACGCGGACCACGUGGGCCAGAGCUUCGACUGGCAGAGCACGGCGGCGGUGGGCGUGCUGAAGGCCGUGCAGUUCGGGGAGUGGAGCGACCGGCCCCGGAUCACGAAAGACGUCAUCUGCUUCCAUGCAGAAGACUUCAACGAUGUCGUCCAGAGGCUGCAGCUGGACCUUUACGAGCCCCCGGUCUCUCAGUGCGUCCAGUGGGUGGACGAUGCCAAACUGAACCAGCUGCGCCGGGAAGGCAUCCGUUACUGUCGGGUGCAGCUGUGCGAUGACGACAUCUACUUCAUACCCCGCAACGUCAUCCACCAGUUCAAGACGGUGUCUGCUGUCUGCAGCCUGGCCUGGCACAUCCGCCUCAAGCAGUACCAUUCGUCAGACGACCAGACGGCCCACGCCUCCGACUCCACCCACUCCAACACCAAAGUGCCCCCAUCUCCCCAGUCGCGCGCCCCAGAGACUGCCCAGGAUGUGAAUGUCAAGCGGGAAGACCCCAUGUUCCAGAGGCCCGCCACGCCCCCAAGGCAGCCCCCGAACGCAGUGUCUCCGUGCAUAGAGCCCCCACCUGCGGCUGCAUUUCCACAGGCCCCCACCCUACCUGGGCAGGACUGCUCCUUGUCCUUCUGUGACGAGCAGAAGAGACCCGUGCGUCCCCCCGAGUGAUAUCUCCUGGUUGUUUUAUACCAUCGGACUGGAGGGUAAGGGCCGGGGGGGGUUGGGGGGUAUUUAAAAAUAAGAGGUUGUCUGUAAGUGUUUGACAUUCCAUAUUGUCAGAAACAAAAUUGGGGGUCACCCCUGCAAUUGGAUACAGAUUGUAUGUUUUAUUCUUUUUUUAUGAAACAGUUUUUUUUGUCUUGUUUUUAGUAAGAAGUCCUGUUUCUUUUUAAAUCAGGUGUCAAUAUUUGUGUUUUUUUUCCAUUUUGUUUUUUGAUCAUUUUAUUGUACAGUGGUAGUUUUAUAAAGGAGCUGCAGUUCUUAGGAAGUUGUUUUAUGUUACUUCAUUAAAUCGUUUUUCCAGAAAGUGCCUGCCAAAAAUGGGGAAAAAACAGUCGCGUUUGAAGUGACGAUUGUGAAAUUAACUUAUUGCCAUUUCCCCAUCCAUGUUUGAUCCUUCAGCAGAAGCAGGUACGAGGCAAUUGACCCUGAUAUCUUUAGUUCCCAGUUAGAAAAUAUUCACUGGUGCCUCUUGGUGCAUCUGAGAUUCAGUCUUGGAGUCUAGCUGGUCUAUUGGUCAGGAAUUCUAUACAGCCCAGUUUAUAAGGCAGUUUAAUUCGCAGCAUAAGGCACAUCUGUCAAAAACAGCUCUUCUGAAACCAGUUUGUUGCAUGGCGGUCAGAUUUUUGUCUGGGUCACGUGACGACUUUAAUCUUGGCCCCCUAGAGGACACAGGCAGCAGCGAGCAGAAGCAUAGUCAUUAGACAGGCUUUCUUUCCACAUCAUCUUUCAGGGUCUAUCUCUGCGAUACUGUAAAUCUCAGGAACUCCGUGCCGUCCGUUGCCAUUUCGGAGGGAAGAGAUGUGUCGUAUGGAGGAGAAGGAAAACCUUUUUGUCUGUUUCAUGUAUAUAAAAAUGAAUAAUAAGGUCUGGCUCCCAGAAAACCGGGUACAUGGGAGAAAUUUUUAAUACCCGCACGCCACUCAUCUUUUACCCAAAAAUUACCCAAAUGCUUCCUGUUACCUGUAGCCAAUAACAAAAGCUGCUGUUGAAAAUCAAACUGUAAAAUAAUCCCCAAAAAUUGUAAUGUAUCUCUAAUCAUGUGAUUGUUUGGUAACAGUCAUUUGUUUGCCAUACAGUCUUGUCGGUAGACUCUGGAAACACAUGUUGCCAUUUUUCCUCUCCAUACAUUCUGCUCACCGGGCAGUUGGCUUCAGUAAUGUAGUGAUAUCAUCAGUGGGGUCAUUCUUGUUUGUUCUUUAUUUGUUGUGGUGUGAGGGGGGGGGGGUUUUAAACGUUAAAUUGCAGCCCGUGUCAUCAGAUCUGAUGGAAGCUCCUCCUCAUGCCAUCUGAGCUUUCUGCAAAGCUCGCAGAGUUCGCCAGAUUUGAGCAUGGGAGGAAAUAUUACAAACGUUUUAAUUAAAGCCUCUUUAGUCGCAGUUCAUUAACUGAAGGCUAGCUUUGAUUAUUUGUUUUCCCCCGUUGUGCUAAAACCAAAUUGUUAAAAACAGUUUGGGGUGGGCAUGGUGGUAGUGACUAAAUGUUUCAAACUGUCUUAUGUUUUUCUUCUGAAAAAUAACAAGUGUUAUUUUCAGUGCAAUAAUUAUGCAAAUCGGUCAUUAAUUAUGUAUAUUUGACCCCUAUACGAUUAGCACAAGCUGAUUAAAUAACGCGAAUGAGUAAAUAUCAUAUCGUGAGUUGCACAGAUUUGAAUUUGAACAAAUUAUUUGAUGAAUUACCCUGACUGGUUAGACGCUCAUCCUGGCUUGGGAAGCGGAAAUCGUGGUGUUCCGCUGCCGCGAUGGCAGUGGGAGGAGUCUUUUCCUCCUCACCUUCAGCGUGGCAGCCUGUCAUCGCAAGGCAUGGAGCCUUAAAGCACUUAAUGUAAGAUUUUUUUUUUUUUUUUUUUUUUAGCAGACAUACAUUUUGAGAGCAUGAGGGGGUUUAGGACCCAGCAGUGAAAUUAGUCUGUCAAACCUGGGGUUUGAACCGAUCAUCUUAUGAUCACAGGCACAGAGUCCUAACCUGCUUAGCCACACGCUACUCCUGAAUCAUGGUUUUCAUAGAUAAAAGCUGCCCCCUCUCCACAUUCUUUGCUAUGUGUCUCCUGUACAAAGUUUUAAUGGCUGCCAGGCAUUCUGUGCUGUGCUCUCAUCACCUAUCAUUUUUACCUUAGACAUGGGAGGUAGGUGGGUGUGUGUCGGGCUGGGGGGUCUUGUGGAGGCAGAAUGCUUUAUAUUGGGUUAUAUCAAAGUUGCUAAUAGUUAAAUCUGACUGAAAUCCUCGGUGGGUAUACUGCCUUCCAAAGGCAAAACACAAGAACUGCAUAUUUUAUCAAAUACCGAAAUCAGGUGUAUUACAAUCGUUUAAAUUGUAAACUUUUAAGCAUAAACUGUUUUAUCUCAUGGCCAAAUGUCUUCGUUCAGGUUGGUUUUGAAGAACAGCGUGAAAAUGACUGCAAAUACAAAAUGUGACCUAAAAUGUGUCUGUGUAGUUGCUGUGUUUCGCCUUUGGAGGGCAGUGUACUGGCUCCAAGUUCAGUGAUAUUUAUUUUUUUUACAUGGAGUUUAAAAGGCCUUCCUCCUUCAAGACGGUUCUGCAAAUGUUGUGAAAAAACUGCUGUAAUUAUAUAUGGGUAUAAUAGGUGUCUGGCUGAUAAUCAUUAACUCCAAUACUGUUUACCAUUAACCAACUUGUGAAACUGUAAUAUAUUUAUCUACGUAUUGGCAAUAUGUGCUUUUUUUCCCAGUGCAUUUAAAUCAUGCUUUUUCCCCUCAGUGUUGAUUUUAAAAUAAAUAUCCAUAGUAAGUUGUAUCAAUGGCUAUAGCAAUUUGUAUACUGUUAUAGGAUGAGUGAUACAGGGUGCAGUGUGGUAGCCGCUGUCUUCGGCGUAGAGAUGUGCUUGAUGUGUUUUUUCCCUCCGUCCCUUUGAAGGCAGCGGUGCUUUGAAAAGGAUGAAAUCGCGUGAACGGCGGGUUCCGACGCAGGAAACGUUUUUCGUUUGGUCUCCGUGUUCUCUUUGAGAUGCAGGUGUCGCCGCGUCUGUUGCUGGUCAAGUGACGUACUUGUUGGUGCGUCAGCUUUUCACGGCAGUCCCGUGUCUUUUGCUCCAUGCCUCCUAGAGAGACGAACCCCCCGCUAGUGUCCGAACCAGGGCUUGCAGUUCAACACCAGCAACACUGGCGAUUUUACGGAGGCCCCAGUCCCCUACCAGUACCGUAAAUGUUUUUUUUUUUGCGUGCAGUUGGGUUAAAUUAAUGGUGUCUUUGUGCCGUUAGACUGAGUGCAUCCUUCAGUGCCUUUAAGCCAGUCCAGUUACUCCCCUCUGCCCUCUUCUUCCUGAGGCGAGACGCGCCGGUCGGUGGUAGAAGCCCAGCUUGCACUUCAGACGUGGCACAUGAUCAUGGUAAAUCUGUCACUCUGCAUCCUCCAGCCCUCUAGACAGUUUUACUGUGUCAUGCUCUUUACCUGAAGGACCUCGUCAAGCAAAUACUUUUGUAGGCAUGGCUCAGCUUGGCUGUGCCGGUUUUACUAUGGGCAUUGGCUUAGGACCCAGUCCUAAGCCCACAUUUCCCUUCUGUUCCACCAGACUGGGUCGAGAACCGCUAAAAUACUGGUUUGCCUGAGGCCAUGGUCAUGAACCUUGUACAUUGUGAAUCAGGCUUUAAUCAGUAAAGAGGAUUCAUGUGUUGUUUAGGUUAUGUUCUAAAACUUUUAUUAUUAUUAUUAUUAUUAAGUGUAGGACUGGCUUUGUGACCUGUUUUCUAGCAUAUGAAAUAAAUAUUUUAACAGUUUUGGUCCGAUGGAUAGCAUUUAGUGAGUGUAUUUCUGGAUCUAGUGUAGGAUUAAAAAGCAAAGAAAAUGGCAGCUAAUUUUUGUUCUGUUUUUGGUUGUUCUGUACAUCUUAAAGUUUGCCUGGGGAUCAUGGCAUGAUUCGUGUAACGACAUCAAUAGUUGCUCUUGUUAAUGUCUGUACUGAAGAUUUUCUUUAUCUUGACUUCAAGAAUUGUUAGUAUGAAAAUAUUAUAUAGAUUAACCUUUUUGGGGAAAAACAUAAUCCUUUACAUUUAAUAGAGCUCUGUAAAAUGUGUGGAUCUUUUCAAUUGUAUGAUUGUGUACGAUAAUACACACACAAUGGAAUGCAUAGACUUUCUUGUAUUUUUUUAAAUAAAUCGUUUUAAAAUGGU
Molecule: messenger RNA, 6601 nt
Organism: Brienomyrus brachyistius
Lineage: Eukaryota; Metazoa; Chordata; Actinopteri; Osteoglossiformes; Mormyridae
Product: lysine-specific demethylase 9
Exons: 7
Coding region: 174-2423 (749 amino acids)
Cellular component (GO): nucleus
Source: RefSeq, a predicted model, not a curated record